This is a messenger RNA of Petromyzon marinus (sea lamprey), 3175 nucleotides long. Its product is annotated as runt-related transcription factor 1-like. Gene Ontology annotation, cellular component: nucleus. Gene Ontology annotation, molecular function: DNA-binding transcription factor activity, RNA polymerase II-specific; ATP binding; RNA polymerase II cis-regulatory region sequence-specific DNA binding. The record is from RefSeq and is a predicted model, not a curated record. NCBI's taxonomy places the organism in Eukaryota, Metazoa, Chordata, Hyperoartia, Petromyzontiformes, Petromyzontidae. Gene Ontology annotation, biological process: neuron differentiation; regulation of transcription by RNA polymerase II; hemopoiesis.
CCCCUCCCCACCAAUGCGCGCGCGCGCGCGCCCCGGACCAAUUAGGCGGAGUUCAGUUAUUAAGGCGCAGAUCAAUGAGACUGAAGGCACAGCAGCGGGGAGAGAGCGAGCGGUCGCGCGCGCCGCCGUAGCGGAUUUACCCGCGCGGGACUCUUCGAACGCAGCAGCAGCAGCCAGCAGCAGCAGUAGCAGCAGUAGCAGCAUCAGCAACAGCAGCAGCAGUAGCAGCAGCAGCCACCUCUUCCUGCACACCUGGGAUUGUGACACGCGGCGGACCCCACCUUCUCCUCCACCUCCUACUCCUCCUCCUCCACCCCCCCCCACUCCACCUACUUCGAUAACUCAUAACUCUGACUGCUGCCCGGACAGCUGCACCCCACCCCCCACUCACCCAGCCACCCACCCACCGCCUCCUGGCCACCGUCGCUCUCGGCAGAGCGCGGCGCCGUGCAAGUGACCACGUCCCGCGCACCUGGAUUGCGGACCGCCGACUCCACCUCGUCCACCAUCUCCUCCUCCACCACGUACUCCACCUCCUCGUCUUUCUCAAACUAUUACCGCUAAGGGUGCCCACUAGCUUCCUCCGUCUCAUCCGACAACUCCUAUCAGCAAGGGUUUGUCCAAUCUCGUGAUUCGUACCGUUACUCCACCGUUCCGCUCUGUCGACGGCAGCGCACGUGGACCCGUUCCGCGACUACAUCAUCAACAGCAUCACCUCCUCCUCGUCGUCCACCAUCACCUCCUCUAUCACCUCCGCCGUCGCCACUCAAUCCGCCUGUGAUGCAUAUUCCCGUAGACGCGGGCGUCAGUCGUCGCUUUACGCCGCCGUCCACCGCCUUGCUGCAUGCCGCCCACCAUCACCACCAUCACCACCACCACCACCACGGCAGCAGCAGCAGCAGCAGCAAGAUGACCAGCGACGCUCCUCCUUUGAGCCACCAAGACGGAGCUCUGAUGGGCGUGAAGAUGCGCGGCGCUGGAGGCGGUGGUGGAGGCGGCGGUGGAGGCGGCGGUGGAGGCGGUGGUGGAGGUGGAGGUGGAGGCGGUGGAAUCGGAGGUGGAGCGCACGACCGGCCCAUGGGGGACGUGUUGGCUGAUCACCCGGGAGAGCUGGUGCGCACUGACAGCCCCAACUUCCUGUGCUCUGUGCUGCCCUCUCAUUGGCGCUGUAACAAGACGCUGCCCGUGGCCUUCAAGGUGGUGGCACUCGGCGACGUUCCGGACGGGACCCUGGUGGGAGUCAUGGCCGGGAACGAUGAGAAUUACUCGGCCGAGCUGCGCAACGCGUCUGCGGUCAUGAAGAAUCAAGUGGCGAGGUUUAACGACCUCCGCUUCGUGGGAAGGAGCGGCCGAGGUAAAAGCUUCACGCUGACCAUCACGGUGUUCACAAGCCCCCCACAAGUCGCCACCUACCACCGCGCCAUCAAGGUCACAGUGGACGGGCCUCGCGAGCCCAGACGACACAGACAGAGGCUGGAGGACCCCGUGAAGGCCGGCGCGGCAAUGUUCCCGGAACGUCUGUGCGAGUUGGAACAGUUCCGACGAUCGGGGAUGCGGGUACCCCCACACGCUGGAGGGGGGGCGCAUCCCGCGGCCCCCCGCGCCUCCCUGGGGGCUCACGCCGCCUUCAACGCGCAGCCUCAACCCCAGAUGCAGGCCUCCUCGGAGCUGGGCGCCUUCUCUGCGCCACCGCGCGUCUCCCUCGAGUCGCAGUUUGCCGCGGGCCUCUCCUCCCUCCCCGAGGGUCGCUUCGGGGACCCGCGCGUCCACUACCCGGGGGCCUUCGCCUACACCCCGGGGGGACCGGCCUCCUCGGCACUGGGCCUGGGCAUGUCACCCAUGGGCGGUGGGCCGGCUGCCUCGGCCGCGGUGGCAGCAGCCGCGGCCGCCGCGCGCUACCACGCGGCGGCCGCCGCCUCGUACCACCACCUCCCCCCGCCGUACCCGGGUUCGCAGCAGGGACAGGGGCAGGGCUCGGCGUUCCAGGCGGGCGCCCCAGCGCCCUUCCAGCAUCUCUACUACGGUGGCGCGCCGUCCACGAGCAGCUACCAGUUCCCGCCGCCUGUGAUGCAGCAGCAGCAGCAGUCCGGCGUGGGGGGCGAGGAGCGGCCACUCCCUGCGGGACCGCUGAUCAAUAACCCAGCGCUGCCCUCCACGCACCAGGACGCCGGGGUUCAUGACCCUGAGGGCAGCCAGGGCAGCUCGCCCACCAGCUUGUCGUCCGGCCGCCUGGAGGAGGCCGUGUGGAGGCCGUACUGACGCGGUGCUUCCGUCGCCACCACCGCCACCACCAUCAUCAUCAUCACCUGUGCCGCGCCACCGCGGGCACACCUCACCCCGCCUCCCCAUGGCCCCCUCCUUCCCCCUCCACAUAGCCCCCCCCCCCUACCCCCUCCCCAUGGUCCCCCCGACUCGCCUCUCCCUACGGCCCCCUUGUAGCAUAGAUCACGCGGACUCUCGAUUAAUGGAAUCGGCUAAUCAUCCAGCAGUGGAUUUAUAAAGAAGGGAUGUAAAUACGUCAUACGGAUUGGGCUCAAUUCACAUCGCCCCUGCAGCACGCUCGAGGCCGCUACAUUAAUACAUGGGGGGGCAGUUGUUGAAAUAUCUCACCGCUAAGAACCAGCCCCGAGCACCCCCCCCCUCCUCUCCUACCUCCCCACUCCCCAUAACCCAAUCCCUAACCCCACCCACCCCCCCCCCCAAAAUUGUACACUGCCAAACAAGGUUUCUUGUACUCACAGUGCCCCUCCCCCAACUGCCUUGCCCCCCGCUGUAUAUAAUUCCCCCCCCUCCCCCCAACUUCGCCUUCAUUCACCUCUCCCCGCUAAUGUAGAGACUCGCGCCACGUGAAUCCAUCUCGCCCCCCCCCCCACACACACUCCCUGCUGUUGCAGGAAUCGGUACGAUGAGGUUUAGUGGGCCCGUGCCCCCACCCCCCGCUAACCCCCAACCCCCCCCCCCCCCACCGCUCCCUUCCACGCACGCCACACGCGGUAGAUAUGCGGGGGUAGGGGAUGGAAGUCCCGUGAGGGAUUUUUGAUCCCCCGGUUGCAUUUCAACUGUUUCACUUCGGGUGACAGCGUUUUAUACAAUUCUGACCCCUCCCCAUCCUCCACUCCACGCUCGCAUCUCUCUCUCUCUCCACCUCCCCCGCCCCGCACCUCACCUACUUCCU